GGUAUCAAAAUUUGGUAGUUUUAUUGCGAUGCCAAAAUUUGCAGUCAUUUCGUUCUACAAAUAAAUAAAUAGUAAAUACUACGGCAGCAUCACCAAGGAUUGAACCGACGCAUAUUUGACUUCGCCAUAGUCCUCUUUCUCUUCUUCUUCAUCUUUUCUUUCCGGCUGUUGUUGAACUUUACCGAGAGGCGAAGGAGCUUCGUUUCUUUAGCAGUGCUGAGCAACUGAAGGCAUGGCGAAGCCAGGAGUUACGAUGGAGGUUGGAAACGACGGCGUUGCCGUCAUCUCCAUCUACAAUCCUCCAGUCAAUUCCCUUGCUAUUCCAAUUCUGGCGGGGAUAAAGGAGAUGUUUGAUGAGGCGGUGAGGAGAAAUGACGUUAAAGCUUUAGUUGUCUUUGGCAAAGGCGGGAAAUUUUCUGGUGGUUUUGACAUCAAUGUAUUUGGCAAUGUCCACAAGACAGGAGACAAUUCUGUGUUACCAGAUGUAUCUAUUGAUCUCUUGGUCAACACUAUUGGAGAUGCAAAAAAGCCUGCUGUUGCUGCUGUAGAAGGACUUGCCUUAGGGGGUGGCUUAGAGCUGGCAAUGGCAUGCCAUGCACGAAUUGCUGCUCCAAGAGCACAACUUGGCUUGCCAGAACUGACUCUUGGAGUCAUUCCUGGAUUUGGAGGCACACAACUUCUUCCAAGGCUUGUUGGUUUGUCAAAGGCAAUUGAGAUCAUGCUGUUAUCUAAAUCAAUAAUGUCAGAAGAAGGAAAGAAGUCUGGUCUUAUCGAUGAAAUUGUAUCUUCCGGUGAGUUGUUGAAUGUGUCUCGGUGUUGGGCCCUUGACAUUGCUGAAAGGCGCAAACCGUGGUUGCGUACGCUUCACAGAACUGACAAGUUGGGCUCCCUCGCUGAAGCACGCAAUAUAUUGAAGGCAGCAAGACAACAAGCCAAACAGGUAGCUCGAAACAUGCCUCAACACCAGGCAUGUCUUGAUGCCAUAGAGGAAGGUGUUGUUCAUGGAGCAUAUAGCGGAGUUUUAAAGGAGGCAAAGGUAUUUAAAGAGAUAGUUCUGUCAGAUACUUCAAAGGGUCUUGUUCACAAUUUCUUUGCCCAACGGGCAACAUCAAAGGUACCUAAUGUUACUGAUGUUGGGCUCAAACCAAGGCCAGUAAAAAAGGUUGCUGUCAUUGGUGGUGGUCUUAUGGGUUCUGGCAUAGCUACUGCACUUAUCUUGAGCAACAUUUAUGUUGUUCUCAAGGAAAUAAACUCUGAAUAUCUCCUCAAAGGAAUAAAAGCAAUUGAAGCAAAUGUCUGGGGCUUGGUGUCUAGAAAAAAGUUAACAGAUGAUAAAGCACAGAAAGCCCUUUCACUGCUUAAAGGUGUAGUAGAUUACUCAGAAUUCAAGGAUGUGGACAUGGUGAUUGAGGCUGUUGUUGAGAAUAUAUCCUUAAAACAAAAAAUAUUUGGUGAACUUGAGAAGAUCUGCCCUCCACAUUGCAUUUUGGCAACCAACACAUCUACCAUCGAUCUAAACAUAAUAGGGGAAGGGACCAAAUCUCAAGAUAGAAUUGUGGGAGCCCAUUUUUUCAGUCCUGCACAUGUGAUGCCUUUGUUGGAGAUUGUGCGGACUGAAAAGACUUCUGCCCAAGUAAUUCUGGACCUUAUGACAGUUGGAAAGAUUAUCAAAAAAGUACCUGUUGUGGUGGGAAACUGUACCGGCUUUGCUGUCAAUAGAGCCUUCUUCCCAUACAACCAGGGUGCACAUUUUUUGCUUCAUUUGGGCGUUGAUCCAUUCAGAAUUGACCAGCUGAUUAGCAACUUCGGUUUGCCUAUGGGACCAUUCCAGCUUCAGGAUGUAGCUGGAUAUGGGGUUGCUGUUGCUGUUAAGGAAAUAUUUGCAUCUGCUUUUGCUGGUCGCACAUUUGAAUCUUCUCUAGUAGAUUUUCUAAUAAAAAAUGGGCGAAAUGGUAAAAGUAAUGGGAAAGGGUACUAUAUAUAUCAAAAGGGAAGCAAGGCAAAACCUGAUCCAUCAGUUCUACCAAUUAUUGACGAAUCUAGGAAGCUUGCCAAUGUGAUGCCUGGAGGAAAGCCUAUAUCUGUCACUGACCAAGAAGUUGUUGAGAUGAUUCUCUUUCCCGUGGUAAACGAGUCAUGCCGUGUGCUGGAUGAAGGAAUUGUGAUACGAGCAUCAGACCUAGACGUUGCAUCUGUUCUUGGAAUGAGUUUCCCCACUUACCGUGGUGGUAUUGUAUUCUGGGCGGAUACAAUUGGGGCUGACUACAUAUAUAAAAAGCUCAAAAAAUGGUCAGAAGCUUAUGGUAACUUCUAUAAGCCAUCAAGGUUUUUGGAAGAAAGAGCAUUGAGAGGAAUACCACUGAGUGCACCGACCUCAACGUCUUCAGCUUCAAAGUCACGCCUCUAGGCAAAGUGUAUCUGCAGACGCCAAAGCUUUAGCAUGUAAAGAGUUGCAGAAAAUAAGCACUGUUUGGCGGCCAAAUGGGAACAAAGUUCCCAAUGUGAAGGGAAGGUGGAGAAAUUACGAGGAAUGGGGAUAUGGGUUCCUAGAUGGUUGUCACUAGUAGCACAAUCGGAUCUAUAAGUUUCUACAUUUGUUGUUUUUAGUGUGUACACUUUUUUUUAGUGUUUACACUGCGCGAUACAACUUGAUCCAGAGCAAUUGGCCUCUUGUGUAGUGGUUCUUAGGGUGAAUCAUUUUUAUUGGGUUUUAAUUUAUUGAUGAGUGCACUUUUUCUUCAUGUCA
Molecule: messenger RNA, 2746 nt
Organism: Coffea eugenioides
Lineage: Eukaryota; Viridiplantae; Streptophyta; Magnoliopsida; Gentianales; Rubiaceae
Product: peroxisomal fatty acid beta-oxidation multifunctional protein AIM1
Exons: 18
Coding region: 233-2407 (724 amino acids)
Biological process (GO): fatty acid beta-oxidation
Cellular component (GO): peroxisome
Molecular function (GO): NAD+ binding; (3S)-3-hydroxyacyl-CoA dehydrogenase (NAD+) activity
Source: RefSeq, a predicted model, not a curated record